AUGGUUGGUGUUGGAAUCAAGGGUAUUCUUGUUCAUGAUAAAAAUGGAUUGUUAUUAGCAAGUAAAGAUGUUUCAAUAUCUCCUGGACCAAUAGCAUUAUUAGCUGAAUUUGCAGAAUCAUUAUCAGGUGGAAAAACAACUGUUUGUCUUGAACAUAAUGAAGCAUGGAUAGAACAAAUAUCGAAUGAAUUUGUUGGUGUUCUUGGAUCGUAUAUUAUCCGUUUACAACAUAUAAAUGAAAAUCUUCAUUAUACAUUUUAUACGAAUAUUUCAAAUAAGAAUCUUUUAAAUUUAUCAAAUGAAAAUGAUCGUCAAACUGAAACAUCUCUUAUCUUACAUAAUUAUUUUCAAUUAUCGAUAAAACUUCAUGAUUUAUUUCAAAUAUGGUGUAAAUCUGAUGAAAGAUUUCAAAAUCGAUUAAUACCAAUUGGUAUACGUGUUUUAGCACAAGAUCCUCUAGAAAAUUUAAUAUCAUUUAUAUGUUCAAGUAAUAAUAAUGUACAGCGUAUAACAAAAAUGAUUAAAUUACUUUGUGAUAAAUAUGGAAAACAAAUUGGUACAUUGAAUGGUAUAACUUAUCAUGAAUUUCCAACAAUAGAUGAACUUGAUAAACCAAAUCUUGAACAAUGUUUACGAGAAUUAAAUUUUGGUUAUCGUGCUCGAUAUAUUCAAGAAACAAUUAAAUAUCUUAAAUAUACUAUUAAUGAUUUAUUAUUUUUUGAUCGAUUAAAAUCUUUAUCAGUUAAAGAAGCCCGUAUUGAAUUAUUAAAAAUUAUGGGUGUUGGUAGAAAAGUUGCAGAUUGUGUUCUAUUAAUGUCAUUUGGAAAACAAGAUGUUGUACCUGUCGAUACUCAUAUACAUUCAAUAGCAGUAACAUAUUAUGGACAAAAAAAACAUUUACAUUUAACUACAAGUAAUUAUGAUGAUAUAUCUUCAUUUUUUGAACAACUUUGGAAACCAUUUGCUGGUUGGGCACAAGCUGCAGCAUUUUCUAAUGAACUUCGUUCGACAAUUAAUAAUCAAACUAAUAUAAAAUCAACAUCAUUGAAACGUUCAAUAAGUAGUUAUGAAACUAAUAAUCAAAAUCAAUUAGUAAAACAUAGAAAAAAAAAAUUAUCAAUUAAACAAGAAAUAAAAGACUGUUAA
This is a messenger RNA of Rotaria sp. Silwood1, 1146 nucleotides long. The record is from the annotation of a GenBank genome assembly. NCBI's taxonomy places the organism in Eukaryota, Metazoa, Rotifera, Eurotatoria, Philodinida, Philodinidae.